CGCUGGGACCCCGGCUUGCCAUGAGCCUCCGGGCCGCAGGCGGCAGCAGAGGGCGGCGGGGCCGAUACAAUGUAGCGAGGGCGGCGGGGCGGGUUACAAUGUAGCGAGGGCGGCGGCGGUCAGGUGGGAUGCUAUGGAAUAUGAUGAGAAGCUGGCCCGGUUCCGGCAGGCCCACCUCAACCCGUUCAACAAGGAGCUUGGGCCGAGGCAGCAUGAGCAGAGGGCCAGUGAGGAGGCCCCAGAAGUCGCUUCUGAAGAGGCCCUGCUCGAGCUGCCCCCUGGAGAGCCAGAGUUCUGCUGCACUGAGCGAGUGAUGGAUCUGGGCUUAUCUGAGGACCACUUCUCCCGCCCUGUGGGUCUGUUCCUGGCUUCUGACAUCGAGCAGCUGCGGCAGGCUAUCGAGGAGUGUAAGCAGGUGAUUCUGGAGCUGCCCGAGCAGUCGGAGAAGCAGAAGGACGCCGUCGUGAGGCUCAUUCACCUUCGGCUCAAGCUCCAGGAGCUGAAGGACCCCAAUGAGGAUGAGCCCAACAUCCGAGUCCUCCUGGAGCACCGUUUCUACAAGGAGAAGAGCAAGAGUGUCAAGCAAACCUGUGACAAGUGUAACACCAUUAUCUGGGGGCUCAUUCAGACCUGGUACACCUGCACAGGGUGUUAUUACCGAUGUCACAGCAAGUGCUUGAACCUCAUCUCCAAGCCCUGUGUGCGCUCCAAAGUCAGCCACCAGGCUGAAUAUGAGCUGAACAUCUGCCCUGAGACAGGGCUGGACAGCCAAGAUUACCGUUGUGCGGAGUGCCGGGCGCCCAUCUCUCUGCGGGGCGUGCCCAGCGAGGCUCGGCAGUGUGACUAUACGGGCCAGUACUACUGCAGCCAUUGCCACUGGAAUGACCUGGCUGUCAUCCCUGCGCGCGUUGUGCACAACUGGGACUUUGAGCCCCGCAAGGUGUCCCGCUGCAGCAUGCGCUACCUGGCGCUGAUGGUGUCUCGGCCAGUGCUCAGGCUCCGAGAGAUCAACCCCCUGCUGUUCAACUAUGUGGAGGAGCUGGUGGAGAUCCGGAAAUUGCGUCAGGACAUCCUGCUCAUGAAGCCGUACUUCAUUACUUGCAAGGAGGCCAUGGAGGCUCGUCUGCUGCUGCAGCUCCAGGACCGGCAGCAUUUCGUGGAGAACGAUGAGAUGUACUCCGUGCAGGAUCUGCUGGACGCGCACACGGGCCGCCUCAGCUGCUCGCUCACGGAGACCCACACGCUCUUCGCCAAGCACAUCAAGCUGGACUGCGAGCGGUGUCAGGCCAAGGGCUUCGUGUGUGAGCUCUGCCGAGAGGGUGACGUGCUCUUCCCCUUCGACAGCCACACGUCCGUGUGCACCGACUGCUCUGCGGUCUUCCACAGAUCCGGGGUUAGACCCUGAUGUGUGUGACUACAUUUGAAGUUCCACUGGGAACAAGCCGCUGUGGGGCUGGGGAGGGGUGCAGCCCAGACCCCAGAUGUGCGCCUGGCGUCUCACUGGCUUCCCUUGUCCACCAGACCUGAGGUGUAGCAGAGGCCAGAGGUCCCUCAACUUUCCAGUUCCUGGCACCUCCAGUGUCUCAGUGAUUUUUUCAGACAUCCCUAGGCCAAAAGAAAUACCUAACAUUUUUACUAAGUACUUAGGCUCAAACAACAUAAGCAUUUAUGACAAAAAGACUUAGUGGAUGUUUGUAAAAAUCACACACAUACAUUGGAAGAAUCAUCAAUACAGUUACUAGUAAUAGAUGUGUGCCUGCGGGCCCUGCAUGAUGCCUCACCCUGGACUCAGACGGGCACCUCCCAUUUCUGUCCACGUGGACUUCUGUCAGGCACUUGCUGUCCGUCCUAGCACGCACUGACGUUGCAGACCGGGACUGCUGUCACAGAAAGGAUGGUAGGGAAAAGCGAACGCUCCAGCUGUCGAUUCUGUGGCCCAGCAGUCCCCAGGACCCCGUGCACCCCCGGGACCCCAGCGGAGGCUCUGUGCAGUGGUGGUAAGAACAGGUAGGGGAGCCGAGAGACCGAGAGCUCCAAGCAGAAGUCGGAUGGUAACCAGCUAGCAGGUGUGGACCCUGUAGGAGGGGCCUGCACUGAGGCACUCAACUCCAGGCCUGAGUGCACCUAGGUGCAGACCUGGCUCCUGCCCUCUGGGAGAAACUGCCUCUGUUUCCCCAUCUGUAGAAGGGGGAUAGAAGGGCCUGACCGAUGAAGUCUGGGAAAGCUCAGUGGUAGAAUUUCACAUGCAGAGAGCCCAGAUCCUUGCUGGGGCUGACCCCAACCCUCCCUGUCCCCAGGGACUGCUACUAUGACAACUCCACCACGUGUCCCAAAUGUGCUCGGCUCACCUUGCGGAAGCAGUCGCUCUUCCAGGAGCCUGGUCCAGACGUGGAACCCUAGAGCAACAGGCACCCCUCCCAGGCCUUUCUGGUAUCCAACCUGCUGGUCAUUGCCAAAGUCAAGGUGUUUCUUGUGUUCUGGAGACCCCUAGGGUGCAGCCUCUGGACCUCUCGCCUGUGCUGGGCCAGAGGGGUAUAAGCAGCACCGUGAGGACCAUCAUCCCUCUCUCAGGCACUUGCUGGGACUUCGGGCAGUCUCGCCUGGCUCUUUCCUGGGUGUGUUGCUGUGAAGGCUGCAGGGCUCCAUAAGAAGGGAAGUGGGGAAAGGCUUCUCACUGCCCCUGUGGCAAAGAGCCUUGGGGAGGCACUUGGGGCCAAGCCGCUGGGCUUUGGCCACCCUGACAACCCCGAGAGGGCUUUGGGGGAGUGGCUGACAAGCCCUGGGAAUGCUGGCUGCAGACACCCAGGCUUGGCCUGAGUUUUAUCUGCAAUGAAUGGUUUAGAUCUACCUGGAGGCCCCCAUCUCCUUAGCCCCUUGUGUGGGGACUUGUAGUUGGCCCCAACUGGGUUUGUUCACGACUGUCUCCCAAGGGCCCUGCUCCUGCCUCUCGAGGUUCUCUCUCCCUGGGUUCUCCUCCAACAGGGCCAGUCCAGGGGGUUCCCACUUCUGUACAACAUGGAGGGAAGGGGGCCGUGAAGCUCUUCCCCCUGGGUGGACCACUGCUCCUGCCUUUGCUCUGCAGUUUACCGUGCUCCAGACUGGGUGGUUGGGGGUCCAGUUGGAAGAAGCUGUCCUGUUUCCCAGUGUGGAGCAGGGACUGUGACCCUGCGGGGAGGUUCUAGGUUAGGCAACAGGGUUGGCUGCAGUUGGCCUAUUUGCCUGAGGAGCUCCAUGUGCCGGUGGAGGGCUCUGGACAGCUCACAGACCACCACCAGCCAGUGGUCUUUUGUUUGGGGGCCUGAGGUCAGGCACUGGGAAUAUUUACUUGGGAGCGUCAGGCAGGAAUCCCAGAGGGUGUGCAGAAAGACUGGGGCAUGGAAGGUAUGUAUACCAGCUGACGAAUGGAACCCCUGGACAGAGGAGGAGAACCCACAGCUCUUCACUGGGGGAGCCAGCAUUGGCCUCGGUAUUUGGAGGGAUGCUUCAUGCUCUAGAGACCCCGCCAUGGGGGGGGGGGCUGUGGGAAGAGGACGUUUCAGGAUGUGGCCCUCAGUCUUUCUUGCCCAGAUUGUGCUUGGCUGUCAUGUGCACGGUUGACAACGCGCAGUUGGGUGGUGGAACACAGCCACUUGGGUAUCCGUGACCUGUGACCGGCAGCAGAAAGGUCAGCCUAGCUUGCUGGCCGAUCAGAGGGGUGGAUAAAGAUAGUGUCCCCUCCUCCUCACUUCUCUGCACCAUCAGAGAAGCCUCACGUGGUGGCUGUAGGCAGCCCUCUUGCAGUGUGUUCUGAUCUGCCUCAGGGUAACGGUGAGAAGCAAACACUGGUGAAGUCGGGUCAAUGACAGGUCCCCGUCCUGCUUCCCCUUCCUCUCUGAGGCUGAAGAGGGGCUUAAGGGCCAAACGCCUUUUUCCUACACCCCCCAGAUCUGCACAUUUCGCACCACUGCGUUACAUUUCUGUCAUAAGGAUAUUGGCCAUUCCUGAAUCUUCUGUGUACUGGACACAUUAUUCCAGUUACAAUCACUGUGUCCAUAGGAAGCGUUAAUGUGCUGGCAUCUGCUGGACAAAGAGUUGGCUCCCUUUUCUUUUUAAUUACCCCCGUUUCCUCCUCCCCAAUAUUUCCACCUACCCUUUCUGAGUGGCAGAGUCUUUAAACAAAAUCAUGUGUGGAUCUUGGAGUCCACAGCACGGUACAAGAACCCAUCAAAGACCCAGUUUGCAUGGCCAGCCCUUCACAGGAGAACAGCAGGGAUAUCCCAUUGUAAUGAUGCCGCAGCUGCUGUCUCAUUAAAUCCGUGUUCUCUGGA
Messenger RNA from Ailuropoda melanoleuca (giant panda), 4307 nucleotides. It is a transcript of the gene DEF8, whose product is annotated as differentially expressed in FDCP 8 homolog. The transcript has 12 exons. The coding region runs from base 134 to 1405 and encodes 423 amino acids. Lineage: Eukaryota; Metazoa; Chordata; Mammalia; Carnivora; Ursidae. The record is from RefSeq and is a predicted model, not a curated record.